Messenger RNA from Funneliformis geosporum, 176 nucleotides. Lineage: Eukaryota; Fungi; Glomeromycota; Glomeromycetes; Glomerales; Glomeraceae. The record is from the annotation of a GenBank genome assembly.
AUGAUUUUGAAAAAUUUGGAAGAAUUUGAAAAAACCAUUUUCUCAGAAAAUGAUGUGAUUUUGAAAACUGUAAAGCAAAAUAAUAAUAUAAUUUCAAAGGAAUUGUUUGAUGAAAACCAAAUCAUAGAACAAGGUCUAAUACAUAAAUUAUGUUUAUCCAUAUCACCUAAAGAGAU